AUGGGCGCUCCGCCUGCGCGCGCGCGGGCGGCACGGGGGAGGCCGCUCUGGCGCUCGUCCCUGAAGGCGGCGGCGUCCGCGCUCGCACACGUGGCGUGCCUCUGCGAACCGGUGUGCGCCAGAGACGGGCCCCUGGGCGUCCAGGUCGACGCCGUGGCGCCGAGGAGGACCAGCCGUUCUGAUGGUCGUUCUCCACAGGCACCUGUGCCGCCGGCGAUGCUGGCGGGGGAGUGGGCGGGGGAGUGGUCGUUCUCCACCUUCAGGGGGAGGUCGCUGAACGAGGACCUGCUGAUGCGGCGGUUCGUGCUAGCGGAGGAGGCCACGCGGCGGCGCGUGCAGAUGGAGGUGGCGGCCAAGAGGUACGGCCGGUGGUGGCUGCCGCCGGGGCCCAGCCGUCUCAGUGAGAUGUCGCUGGCAGACGACGACGUCGCUGAAGACGAAGCGGCAGAGAGCGGUUCGUCGUCGCCCUAG
Molecule: messenger RNA, 471 nt
Organism: Phragmites australis (common reed)
Lineage: Eukaryota; Viridiplantae; Streptophyta; Magnoliopsida; Poales; Poaceae
Exons: 1
Coding region: 1-471 (156 amino acids)
Source: RefSeq, a predicted model, not a curated record